This is a messenger RNA of Dracunculus medinensis (Guinea worm), 1338 nucleotides long. The record is from the annotation of a GenBank genome assembly. Lineage: Eukaryota; Metazoa; Nematoda; Chromadorea; Rhabditida; Dracunculidae.
AUGGCACAAGUCCCUACAAAUAAUGUAUUUUACGAGCAAGCUAAAUAUUCUGAGUAUGGAAACUGGACGCCUAAUCAUUCUGAAUUGCAUAGCCACAACAAUAAUAGUAAUAUGAAUCUCAUAAGUGGCAGUCGUCAUCAUUCGGCAUUACAGGAUCCUUCGAAGUUUCCAAUGAUCUCAUUUCUUCUGAAUCCAUCUCAUAUAAUUGCAAAAGUUGAUGUUAAGAAUGCGAUUUUGGAAUUGUCCGAUAUUGUUGGACAUUCCGUUCUCGACUUUUGCUGUCGAGAAGAUGUAAAUGUCUUAAAAAUUCUUUUGGAAUCAGUCACUCAGUGCCAUGCUGAAAUACAAUUACGGUUAGGAACGACUCUUCUUACAGCUUUGGUAUAUGCUUCAAAGACUGGCAUCGAAUCUGAGCCAAUAUUGCUUAGGUGCUUUAUAAAUAGGUGUAGACGGAAUUCCGGUUCGCAAUCGAUGAAAAUCCCUUCAAUUCCAUCGUUACCGUUAUCGUCGCCUUCACCAACCAACUGCCCUCCUAGAAAUAUUAGGCUGCCAAAUAUAUUAAAGCAUUCAACUCCACCACAUGGAACUUCAUCAAAUUAUUGCGAUCCUCCUUCAAACUGUUCCACUUCUAAUAAGUCUCCUUCUUUAAAUUCUCCUGUAUUGAGCUGUCCUACUACCUUCAGUUGUAUUCCAUCUAAUGGCAUUGGCACUAGUGAUUCUCCUUCUAAGUAGGGUCAUGCGGACGCAUUGUCACAAAUAUGUACGGGAAUUUUCUCUGAAGUUGAAUCACAGGCUCAAUCAUUUGCUACGCCUUCAGCGCCACCCACUGCUGGAUCUGUAAGUGGCGAUUUUACUACUCAUUCUGUUCAGCCAUCGACGCCAUAUAAUUACGGCCACACAAACGGAGUCGAAAUUUCAAAUCACAAUAUGAUUGAAGAUUUUAACUACGCCGCGUUGAAUCCAAGUGAACUUGAUACCAAACAAUAUACUAAAACUGGUCGAUUAAGAAAACCAAGAUCUCGUCAACCGAAACAAUCAGCAAUGAUAAAGAAGCGUGGUGGCUCACAAAUAUCACAAGGAGUUACUGCUGAAACGUCUCAUAUGCCUUCAAGCUCGCUGAGUAUCAAUUCUAACUCUGAACAAUAUACAACAUCCUACAACAAAGAUUCGAAGGAUUAUAUGUUAAAGUCACUUCUUCAACAGGCCCAAGUAACAGCUGAUUCGUCCCAGUACUAUUCAUCGUCUAUGAGUUCGGCAUGUCUUAACCGAUCUUCGGAUAUUUCGCCUCAUUAUGCAUUCAAUGAUCUUAGUUGGUCUAAUUCGUCAUUGCAGAAGUAA